Molecule: messenger RNA, 1751 nt
Organism: Procambarus clarkii (red swamp crayfish)
Lineage: Eukaryota; Metazoa; Arthropoda; Malacostraca; Decapoda; Cambaridae
Source: RefSeq, a predicted model, not a curated record
AAUACCCCGAGACAGAGAGGGCCAGAGGCAGGGAGGCUGCCGCUCUUGGGAGCAGAUAAAUAAUUCCGGAAGUUUCAGAUACGCACCCAAGACGGAAGACAAACUUCAAAAGGAGAUCAGCAUCAUCAACACUAUUUUAAUAUGAAACUGCCUGGACGGUAUAGUGUGAAGGUGGCGUGGCUGUUGGUGCUGGGGUCGGCGGGGUUGUACAUCCUCUACGUCUCCUCCUUCACCUCUGCCACCUACCUGCUUCCCGUUCGCCUCUCUUACUCGGAGCCGCCUGGUGACCAAGACGGAGGCCAGGGCGAGGCAGAGACCACGACCCGUAUUGAGGAUCAGGUCAGCAGUGCUUCAGGGGCCAGUGUGGACCAGAACGUCAUCAGCCGUCAAGCCUCGACACAUCUCACUAGUACACGUCUUAUUGACCAGGAACGUUCGACAUUCAUCCCAAUGGAGCCUGACACGUCACCGGUGAGACAGCCUGCAAAUAUUCCCACACGGUUCCUGAUUGAGGAGGCAGACUACUGCGAGAAGCGGCCCGGCCUACAAGUCAUCGCCUAUGUGCACUCCGCCAUUACUCGUGUUGGACACAGGAGGGAUGUCCGCGCCACCUGGGCCAACGCCUCCAACUAUGACCUGGGCGACAUCAGCGUCAAGGUCGGUGCUGUCUUCAUGGUGGGACGAGCCAAAAAUGAAAUAGAGCGACAGAUUGUUCAGGAAGAAAGCCAACGCUACCACGAUAUUGUCCAGGGUGACUACGGCGACCACUACCGCUUAUUGAGCUACAAGGGUCUGGCCAGCCUGUACUGGAUCAACAAACACUGUUCUCACGUUCCCUGGACCCUACACUCUGACGACGACACGCACAUCGACAUCUUCCUCUUCUACAGGGCCCUCCAGGAACUCGACGACGUCAAUAGGAAACAUUUUAUAUGUAGUCAUAUGUACGGACCGGCGCUGAGAAAAGGGCGGUGGAGGGUGAGGUACGAAGAGUACCCAGCCCAGAACUACCCACUUUACUGCUCCGGUGGUGCGUGGUUCUUGCAGACCAGCUUCAUCCCACGACUCCUGGAGGCCUCCAAGGUCGUUCCUUUCCUAUGGGUGGACGACACCUAUAUUACCGGCCUACUAGCUAAAGGGGCCGGCAUCAAGCAGCUGGGUUUCCAGGAUUUUUACGGCUCUGGAGAAGCAGAUCGGAAAGUGCUUGGGCAUCAGGUGGUUUGGUUUAUUAAAUAUGGCUCUCGUUUGGGCUGGUGGCAAGAUAUCGUCAAUUAUCAUCGAAACCAUUCCAUGCAUAAUCCAGUCACUUUAAUUCCUAAGGGAAAAGUUUUACGUUCAACGUGAGGUGAAAAAGAUUUAAACGCCUGAUCCGAUGCCUCUGAAAUACUCAAAACCUCAACACGUGCAAAAUAAAGACAGAAUGAUAAUAGGAAUUCAUAUCCGCUUGCGUACACUCCUCAACUAUAGUACCAGUGACACCAGUGACAUGAGUGACACCAGUGGCGCCAGUGACCUCAGUAACAUGAGUGCCACAAGUGAAAUCAAUGGCACCAAUGACACCAGUAACAUGAGUGUCACAAGUGGCACCAGUGACACCAUGGAUAACUGCCAUAACAUAAUAUCCUUCAUGGGGUAGUCCUUGACAGACAACAUACUGUAAGACGGUCAAAAUUGGACGAUUCAUAGCCUAUCGGGUCCUGUGUGAGAGCUUUAUAGUAUUUAAUAAUACCAAAUAAAUAAUUGUAAUAUGA